CUGGACUCGGUCGCUGAGGAUGAGACAUAGGUAUACGCUCUCUCGGAUAAGAGCGGUCUUGCAACGUCAUGGAGGUCACCAAGUGUCACGCACGUCGUCAGAUCGGGAUUGUUGUCUUGGCCGCUGCCGUGUCUAGGUCGCUUGACCCAUCAUGGCCCUCGGUGCGAGCGAGACUGGACAGGUCACCCUGCAAUGGACCCAAGCAUCUGUCUGUAUAAAUAGCGGCUUAGCAUAUCUUGUCAAGCGUUGUCGGGGAGGACUGGCCUGGAAAGUAGCAGUCCCCGGCCGGCCCAACAGCGAGGUCAUCUCCUUGAGUCUCCCCUACGACGUGCCCGGUCCGGCGCUGUUAAAGCGCAAGGACUUCAAACACAAAAUUAUCAAGUACGGACCCGGCAUCUUCGACGAGACUUUGAAUUCAACCCUCAGUCUAGCAGCCAACGGGACGGUUUCCGGCACGUAUGCAGUACAGAAAGCCCAGUAA
Molecule: messenger RNA, 481 nt
Organism: Phialemonium atrogriseum
Lineage: Eukaryota; Fungi; Ascomycota; Sordariomycetes; Cephalothecales; Cephalothecaceae
Exons: 3
Coding region: 152-481 (109 amino acids)
Source: RefSeq, a predicted model, not a curated record